Blepharisma stoltei is the source of this 1248-nucleotide messenger RNA. NCBI's taxonomy places the organism in Eukaryota, Ciliophora, Heterotrichea, Heterotrichida, Blepharismidae. The record is from the annotation of a GenBank genome assembly.
AUGCGCAAUAAAUGAAGAAUCAAAAAUUUUCGCAACCUUACUUUUACUAAAUGCGGAAAGUUCAUUCUAGGUGUCUCUGACAGCAUAUGGAUAAAGCAGGUGUCUAUUAUAAGCGAAACUGUGGAAUUGUUUUGUGACCCUAAAUGGCAUGAAAUAUGAGUAUACUUCUUUUUGUCACCAAGUCAUAAAUAUUUCUGCCUUAUUGGUAAAAACUUUUCUAUUCUGAAUUCAGACACAAAAGAGCUGAAAUUUGUAUCAAAAUGAAAUCCAUUCAAAAAUCUGCAAGCAAUUUCAUGAUCCCCUUAUGAAGAUAAAGUCGCUUUUGCAAAUUGAGAUGGAAUAUGACUGCUUGAUGUUGAAAAGCAAAUGAUAUCUGCUCAAAUUAGAGCUUCAUUUUGAAAAACGUGGGCACCGUGCUGACCAAUUUGCUUUACAAAAUGCGGCAGAUAUAUAAUUGUUGGAUGAAAUGAUGGGUGAAUUAGGCUAUGAGUAUUAGAAAGCCAAAAAAAUCAAAGAAAAAUCGAGUUGACGGAAAAUUAUACAACUUCUGCAGCAUUUUCUUCAUGUGAGAGUUAUUUAUAUAGAGUUAACAAUUGUGGCAGUGUUGAUAGGUACGAUAUAAUCAAAAAGCACUCAGAAAAUUGAAUUAAAGGUUCGGGAAAUUAUUAUGAUAGUGUUGCAACGUUUUCAAGAUGUCGAAAAUAUGUUGCUGUACAACAAAAUUCUUGAUCACUUGCUGUUUGAAAUCUUGACACAAAAGAAAUAUUUUGUGACUUUGAAACAAACCUUAUUUCUAGAUACGACUUAUUAAGUUUUUCGGGUUCUGGAAAGUUGCUUUUUUCUAAUAAUUGAAAGUCAAUGGCUAUUUGAAACCUUGAGCAAAACAGUCUUGUAUCAAUAUUAGAGUGUAAUACAAAUAUGUUAGCCAUUUCACUAAAUGAUAAAUAUUUCGCAUUAUCACAAACAUAUAAUAGAAGUAUUGAAAUAUGAGAGUUUGAGCAAGAUUAUAAGAAAAUUCAAAACUGAAAUUCUGAUAGGCCAAUUAAGUCACUGCUAUUUUCUGCUUGCUGUGAAUUUUUAUAUUCUGGAGAUUAUGUAGGGAAUGUUGAGAUAUGGGAUUUUAGAAAGGCUGAAAAAAUAAGAGCAUUCGGAAGAUGUAACCAAUCUGUCAUAUUCAUGGCUAUUUGUCCAAGAGGUUUGAUCUCUAGGACAUCAAGAAAAGUAUUUUUAUGGAACCCUCCCUGAUAA